GAGCUUGGCCGUUUUCGUUGGCAAGUGGCUUGCUGGCGGAUUGCUUGCAAUCUUAGCGUGGCUUCGACAACAGCAGGCCACAGGGCGAUGCCAGCUGCAGGGAGGUGAGGGAGGACGGGAGCAGACCUGGCUCGCAUCCUUUGUUUAAAAGGGAUCAGCUGGUGUCUCUCCUUUGUCUGGGCUUCCUCCUCUGCUCACCAGUCGCUCAUUCGCACAUUCGCUUCUCCAGGACCUCUUAAGACCGUCACCUGUCACUCCUUUCCAAACCCCCGUCCAACGACGUCUUGUUUUCCCCCUUGCUAGACUCCUCGUCGACCACCCCAACCGUUCGCCAUGUCCGCCCCCGUCAAGACCGAGCCUACCGUCGCCGCCGCCCCGGCUGGCGGCGCGGCCCAGAACUCGACUGGUCCCAUCAACGACCGCGACGUCAACGAGUGGAAGGACCGCCUGAACGUGGUGCUCGCCAAGCCCAGCGAGGUGAUCAACUCCAAGUCUCCCGAGGGCGCCCAGCCCUGGAGCGUGCCCUUCUUCGGCUGCUUCAGCCCCAUCGACCUCUGCCUCAUCACCUGGUGCCUGCCCUGCGUCACCUUUGGCAAGACGCAUCACCGCAUGCAUCGUGACGUCGAGCUCCAGGGAUACGAGCCCAUCAACACCUCGUGCCUUCUCCUCUGCGCCUCUGCCGCCGUCGGUCUGGCCGUCAUCCCUGUCACGAUGCAGAGGGCCGACAUCCGCCAGAGGUACAACCUGGAGGGAAGCUGCAUCACCGACAUCGCCGUGGCUUGCUGCUGCGGCAUCUGCGAUCUCGUUCAGCAGGACAAGGAGGUCGCUCACCGCGAGCCCCUGCUCGCGGGCGGCGCUGGCUCCAAGGGCCAGUACCAGUCCGAGGCUGGCAUGUCGUACCAGCCCCAGGCCCCGGCUUCGUAAGGGGCGCAGGUGUGCGGGCGGACGAUGACGAGAAAGCACGGGAGCGGUCAAGGUUGUCGGUGUUGUAAUGCUGUCGUUUGCCUAUGUUGUUGUUGGUCGCUGGAUACCUGUGUUUGGCUGUUUCUUUUGCCCUGAAGCUUCCUGGAGCUCGACACGGCAUCCGGAUGAACAUUCCCCAAUAUUUCUUGUGUGCGUGUAUCGGGAAAAGGACAGGCCGAGCAAGCCAGUAUGGGCGGGGUGGAAUGGGGCCGUCCGAAGAGGACGGAGCGUGGCCUCAGCGUUGGACGAUCGAUGAUGGGUGUUCAUCUUGUUUUUUGUUUUUGUUUUUUGUGUUUCGAAGUCGGUUGAUACCACGUUGCCGAGAAAACUAGCCAAUCAAGUGAAUUUGCAUUUGUGUGUUGAGUCCUGAAGCUCUGUCUCAGUCAAUGGCAUGAAUCCCAUUGCCCCCCGUCCUCGUCUCCUAGAGUCUACGCAACACGUCAUCGC
Gaeumannomyces tritici R3-111a-1 is the source of this 1410-nucleotide messenger RNA. RefSeq lists its product as hypothetical. The transcript has 2 exons. The record is from RefSeq and is a predicted model, not a curated record. Bases 334 to 924 code for a protein of 196 amino acids. Lineage: Eukaryota; Fungi; Ascomycota; Sordariomycetes; Magnaporthales; Magnaporthaceae.